This is a messenger RNA of Pectinophora gossypiella (pink bollworm), 1004 nucleotides long. RefSeq lists its product as uncharacterized. Gene Ontology annotation, cellular component: nucleus. NCBI's taxonomy places the organism in Eukaryota, Metazoa, Arthropoda, Insecta, Lepidoptera, Gelechiidae. The transcript is spliced from 2 exons. The record is from RefSeq and is a predicted model, not a curated record. Bases 269 to 931 code for a protein of 220 amino acids.
UGCGCGUCAACACCGCUCUUUCUGGUACCUCGAUACGUCUCGGUCCUUUUGUGACAUCUUGCGAACCAUCUUUCGCGAUUUGUGUGGAUUUUGAAUCCUGAAAAAUCACAUUAGGGCAUGGUUGGUAAAGUUUUUCACGCUAAAAACCGUGAAUUACAAUCUCUAAUCGUGGUUCAGUUUUUGUGUGCCCAGUGCCAGUAAGCUAUCAAGAUUCCGCCGAUAAUCCAAAGCCUACCCAGUGGGUGGCUUAUUUUGGUGAAAUACUAAAAUGGAGAAAAAACGCGACGCAUUCUUCCUUGCCACAAAGAAAGCCAUGAACAAGAAACCAGUAAAAGAUCAGAAAGAAGAUUUCAAGAAGAAGAGGCAUAACAACUUCAAUAAGAACCGCGUGGGGGUUGAGAACGGUCAAGGUGCUGUAGAGAAGACUGAAAAGAAACCGUUUGACAAAAAAACAUAUCGUCUAAAGAAAUACAGUAAGAAAUAUAAACUCGAGCAAUGGGAGGAACAACGUAAGAAGAGGUUGAUGAGAGAUUAUCAGAAAAGUGUCAAAAAUGACCCAUUGGCUGGUUCAUACAAACCGGUGUCCUUUGAUGAAGAUAAUACUGAUUCCCAAGAAGUUGGAAAAUUUGUCAAACAUCCCGAUUUUUUAGAAAAAGAAGACGCUUCAAUUAAAGGAGAAACUCAAGAACUAAAGAAGAAAGAUCCAUUUUUGAAAGCGAAAGAAAAGUACAAUAAAGUUAAGCAAGAAAAACUCGAGAAGCAGCAACAAAUAGAGAAGGCAAGAGAAGAAAAGAGGCAAAAAUUAGAGGAAUACAAAAAGAAGAAACAAGAGCGGUUCAAGAAAUUGAGUAAGAAAACAAAGAAAGGGCAGCCUGUGAUGACAGGCCGUUUAGAAUUGCUUUUGGAGCAAAUCCAGAAAAGUUCUAAAUAAAAUUCAACUUGAAUUUGUAAUAUGCAUUUAAUUUUGUUUCCAUUACUGAGGAAUAAUGAAUUUUAAACAUGUA